Messenger RNA from Zingiber officinale, 1002 nucleotides. RefSeq names its product epsin-3-like. The transcript is spliced from 4 exons. Gene Ontology annotation, cellular component: plasma membrane; endosome; clathrin vesicle coat. The coding region runs from base 1 to 936 and encodes 311 amino acids. The record is from RefSeq and is a predicted model, not a curated record. Gene Ontology annotation, biological process: endocytosis. Lineage: Eukaryota; Viridiplantae; Streptophyta; Magnoliopsida; Zingiberales; Zingiberaceae. Gene Ontology annotation, molecular function: phospholipid binding; clathrin binding.
AUGCUUCUUAGUGAGAUCAAGAAGAAGGCUUCCUAUUAUAUUCAAGACAAGUAUAAAUCGGCUCGCUUGGCCCUCACUGAUGUAACAGAAGCAGAGAUAUUGGCCGAAGAAGCGACAAACAGUGAUCCUUGGGGUCCUGAUGCUAAGUUGAUGACCAGGAUUUCUGAGGCAGCUCAUGACAUGGAUGACUACAGAAGAAUAGUUGAUGUUCUCCAUAAGAGAUUCUACACAAUGGACUGGAAGGAAUGGAGGCAGGCGUAUAAAACACUAAUCGUCUUAGAAUUCUUGUUGACUCAUGGUCCCGAAGGCAUGUUUGAAGAGUUCCAUUGCGAUCUUAACACCAUUCACGAUCUUGAAGACUUCACUUACGUGGAUGAAAAGGGCUUUGACUGGGGUGCAUGCAUGAGGAGCAAAUCCAAGAGCAUACUGAAGCUACUGAGUGACAAAGAUCAACUCAAAGAAGCUCGCGAAAAAGCUCUCCGGAUCUCAAGGGAAAUACAAGGAUUUGGUAAUCAAGUCGUCGUCUCUCCAAUCUCUUCUUGCUCAUCGAGGACAUCUAGAUCAUCAUUCGGAUCGUAUUCUAGCGACAGUCCCACUCUGGGCGGCCUCGAUGAAUCAUUCAUACAGGAGGAGCAUUACGAUUACUCGAGCGAUUCGAUAUCCAAUAGUUUGCAUAAAAGAUCACCGAAGAGCAAUAAUUCAACAUCUACUGAUCAUAAUAAAGAAGUGGAAGGGAUCCAUCUAUGGGAUUCACCCAUAGAUGAGGACAGCACUCUCAUCGAAUCAAAGAGAGAAGAGAAAGAAGGAUUGGCUGGUUGGUCUCCUCGAUUUUAUUCAAGGAUUUUUGGAAGUGCUCAUCAAGUGAAAAGGGAUCAUAAUCAGACUCCCAAGAAGAAGAUGGAGAGACAAUCUUCUUUGGUUUCUGAUAAUUCAUAAUCCGCUCUUUGAUUUUCUAAAUUGUAUCUUUAUGACUGUUUUGCGAUAAAUAAAAUUGGAUUAAUA